This is a messenger RNA of Cyclocybe aegerita, 831 nucleotides long. The record is from the annotation of a GenBank genome assembly. NCBI's taxonomy places the organism in Eukaryota, Fungi, Basidiomycota, Agaricomycetes, Agaricales, Hemipholiotaceae.
AUGCCUCAGGUCGUGCUCGUUACCGGGUGCUCAACGGGAGGAAUUGGGUAUGCCCUCUGCGAGGAAUUCGCGCGGCAGGGGUGUAAGGUCUAUGCUACCUCGCGGAGGAUAGAGACGAUAGAGGUCUUCGGGAACGAGAGCAUCGAAAGGCUCGCUCUGGACGUCACGAGCGACGAGGAUGUGAAGAAGGGCCUUGACUAUAUCGUUGAGAAAGAAGGAAAGAUCGACGUGGUGGUCAAUAAUGCUGGCAUCAUCGGUGCAGGUCCUUUGGCCGAACAGCCUUUGGAUUUCGUCAAACAGGUCUUUGACACCAACGCCUUCUCCAUUCUGCGUGUGUGCAAGGCCGUUGUGCCUAUCAUGGCCAGCAGGCACUACGGGACCAUCGUCAACAUAGGUUCCGUCGUAGGCGAAGUCUCGACCCCCUGGAACGGCCUGUACUGCGCCUCCAAAGCCGCAGUGCACUCCAUCAGCGAGGUGCUCUCCAUGGAGCUCAAACCUCUCGGCAUAUUCGUGCUGCACGUCGCCCCCGGCGCCGUCCAGUCGAAUAUCGCAGCGAACGGGACGAGCAGGUUCGCCCUCGCCCCGGGGAGCCUGUACACCGACUUCCUAGCGAUGAUCCACAAGCGCAUCAAUGCGAGCCAGGAGAGGAACAGCAUGCCGAGCGACGUGUUUGCACGCAAGGUCGUGGCGAACGCGUUGAGGAAGGGCGGCCCGCCGCAGUACAUGACGCUGGGGGGCAUGGCGUUCUUGUUUUCGAUCUUGAAGUGGCUCCCGCGGAGCUGGGCGCUGGCGAUCGUGUGGAAGCAGUACUCGCAGAGGAGCACCAAAUGA